AUGUCAUCAGCUUUACUUAAAACCAGCUUUGAUAUGAAAGAUUUUAAUGAUCACAUAGAUGAUAUCUAUAUAGAUGACCCUUAUCUUAUAGAUGACAAUAUAGAUGAUUCCUCUAUAAAAAUAGACAAUUUUCAUAACAAUUCCUAA
Dentiscutata heterogama is the source of this 147-nucleotide messenger RNA. NCBI's taxonomy places the organism in Eukaryota, Fungi, Glomeromycota, Glomeromycetes, Diversisporales, Gigasporaceae. The record is from the annotation of a GenBank genome assembly.